This is a messenger RNA of Onychostoma macrolepis, 1965 nucleotides long. RefSeq names its product PR domain containing 13 (gene prdm13). Gene Ontology annotation, molecular function: protein binding. Gene Ontology annotation, cellular component: nucleus. The transcript is spliced from 4 exons. Lineage: Eukaryota; Metazoa; Chordata; Actinopteri; Cypriniformes; Cyprinidae. Bases 130 to 1965 code for a protein of 611 amino acids. The record is from RefSeq and is a predicted model, not a curated record.
UCACACACGCCACCGCGUCACUUGGCGGGCGGAUAUUAGUCUGUCCUCAUCUCAGACUCUCUGCUCAUCUCAAUCAGUGCCUGCUUGGUCUUCCUGGUUCGGAUAGCGCAGCCCCACACAGAGCCAGCCAUGCAAGCGACUCGGACACCCACUAUCAGUGUGUUCGCCGACUGCAGCAUCCCAGCCGGGCUUCGGAUAGGACCGGUCCCGGGCAUCUUCAAACUAGGGAAGUAUGUUUCGGACCGUAAGGAACUUGGAGUGAAAAAGAAGAUUCGUUUGGUGAGGGGAGAAUUCGUGGAUGAGUCUGGCAGUGCGGUUCCAGAUUGGAUCGGUUUAAUACGCGCGGCCAGGAACAGCCAAGAACAGAACCUCGAGGCAGUCUCGGAUUUACCUGGAGGACAGAUAUUCUACCGUGUGCUGAGAGAAAUACAGGCUGGAGAAGAGUUGAGUGUCUGGUAUUCCAACGCACUGGCGCAAUGGUUUGACAUUCCUACGACUGCAACUCCAACACAUGACGAAAAAGGCGAGGAGCGCUACAUUUGCUGGUACUGCUGGAGAAUAUUCAAAUACCCGAACACCCUGAAAGCUCACGUGCAUUUCCACUGUGCGUUAAGCAACGGCAGAAGUUUGGUGAACAACGAGCAAGCUAGAGGCACAGACAACUUUAACAGAUCUCCAAAAUCAGGGGACAUCCCAAAUACGUCCUCCUCUCCACGGAACGGCCACAGCACCUUUAUGCCAGACGCGGUGAAACGGGUCCUGUCCACCUCACCGUUCGCCAAUAAAGCGGGACUAACGAAAAAACCGAGUGCAGAAGAGCAGGACAGAGCCCUUGACAUGAGCGUGACCUCCGCCAGAAACCCCGGACACAUCCUGGGCCUCGGCGGGACAUCUUCUGUGCUCAACAGCAUGGGUUUCCAUCCAGGCGUGCGCUCUGCUUUCAAACCAAUGGGACUUUCGAAGAUCUCCGCGGCUGAGGUCGCGAGAGACGAGCCUAAUGGGAAACCAAACAGUAUCGGGUUUAGCAAACUACUAGGGAACAUCAAGUCACCUCUACCUAACGUUCAUCCCUCAAAAUGCGUGCACCCCAUGGACAGCACACCUCCCGUGAUUCCCUGCGCAAACAGCAUCCGUGGCUUUCCUCUGCUGCCACAUUUUGAGGAGACCUCUGCUUUCAAACACGUUGACAGCCGCAUGCACCCAACCCUGUCCCCCUCGCGUUACUCCCAGCUACCGGCCGGGUUUCACUUCGAGAGGUUCUCCUUGCCACAGUUUGAUGGGGGGAAAUCCUACAAUGGGGACUGCAAUAUACCCCUCAUGCCAUUCACGGUUUACAAUGGAGAGCUCCUUUAUAGCUCCCCAUACUACCCUCUUAAAUUUCACUUCGGCAACCUGCUUAAAUACCCAGACUACUUUGGCGCACCAUCUCUGAAUCCAGAUCUAAACGCGAUUACGAACAUCGACAGGGAGAUAGCGAUGCACACGCAACAGCUGUCUGAAAUCGCCGUAGAGAAGAACCGUUCACGGCUGGAGUCUCUGCCCGCAUCUAACCCCAACUCGGGCAAGCCAAAAAAGGGACAUUUGUGUCUAUACUGUGGCAAAUUGUACUCUCGAAAAUACGGGCUGAAGAUUCACAUGAGGACUCAUACAGGCUACAAACCACUCAAAUGUAAAGUGUGUUUUAGGCCCUUUGGCGAUCCCAGCAAUCUCAACAAACACAUCAGACUGCACGCGGAGGGAAAUACGCCCUACAGGUGCGAGUUCUGCGGGAAAGUGCUCGUGCGCAGGCGAGAUUUGGAGAGGCACGUCAAAUCGAGGCAUCCAGGUCAAAGCAUCAAAAAAUCCGACGACAAAAUCGAAGGCAUCUUCGAGGAUGGCGAACAAAAAAGCGACAACGACAGCGACGUCGACGUUUGCUUCACAGAUGACCAGAGCGACCAGGAAUCGAGUAAACACAAUGAUUAA